Molecule: messenger RNA, 1623 nt
Organism: Entamoeba invadens IP1
Lineage: Eukaryota; Evosea; Mastigamoebida; Endamoebidae
Product: BR serine/threonine protein kinase, putative
Exons: 3
Coding region: 1-1623 (540 amino acids)
Biological process (GO): intracellular signal transduction; protein phosphorylation
Cellular component (GO): cytoplasm
Molecular function (GO): ATP binding; protein serine/threonine kinase activity
Source: RefSeq, a predicted model, not a curated record
AUGGCACAGUGUUAUCGUGUAGGGCAAUUUAUCAUCGGCAAAAAGCUAGGCGAGGGUGUUUGUGGAAAGUGUUAUCUUGCAUUCCACGAAACAACAGGUGUCAAAGUAGCAAUCAAAAUCAUCGACAAGUCAACGGUCACACAACACCCCGAAAUGAAACGCAAAAUCGAGCGUGAAAUCGCGUUUUUAAAAAUAGUGAACCACCAAAAUGUGAUGAAACUCUACACCGUCUAUGAAACCUCAAAAUAUCUCUUUUUGGUUAUGGAGCUGAUGGAAGGCGGGGAACUCUUCGAUUACAUAGCCGACAAGGGCUACCUUCCUGUAGACGAGGUUUUCAACUUUUUCAACCAAAUUAUUAAUGCCGUCGAGCACUUCCACUCAAGACAGAUUUGUCAUUGUGAUCUCAAGCCUGAAAAUAUGUUGUUAAGCAAAGAUAAGAAGAUUUUAAAAAUCGCAGACUUCGGGAUGUCCGCGUACAAUGGAUAUAACAAAUUGCGAGAAGGGUGUGGGUCCCCACAUUACGCCGCCCCAGAGGUUUCUAUGAAAAAGACAUAUGACGGGUGUAUUGCCGAUAUAUGGUCUUGUGGUGUUGUGUUAUAUGUGAUGGCGUUUGGUCUGAUGCCGUUCGAUGGUGACACGCUUGACGAGAUUCUUGCAAAAGUCCAAAAGGGGGUAUUUGAGUUUCCCUCCGAGCCCGUUGUCCCCGACUCUUUAAGAGAGUUGAUCAGUCGCCUUAUGACAAUUGACCCAACGAAAAGAAUAACUAUUCCUGAGAUCAGACAAUCGACAUUUUUCAAGUCGUUUAAAGCAGAGACCUAUGAAAUUCCACCAAUCGUCGACGAAGCGGGAGAACCAAUAACAAAAGUCGAUCCCAACAUCUUAACGACACUGUGUUAUUUAUUGAAUAACGUACACAUCGUCGAGAUUCGAGAAAGUCUCACGAAAAAGGAACCAAACACAAUUCGUGCAUUUUACAGACUUUUGGAACAACACAGGAAAAACAGCGAGGAGGAUCCAUUCACUUUUUCACGGAGUAGCCCCGGCCCACAAAGCCUCAAAAACACGAUUUUUGCCGUCCCGGGGUCAUCUCCAUCGACACAAUCAUUCUCGCCCGCUUUCACCGAAUUGUCGAAUUCGAAGAAACAACGAGCGAGCAUCCAGCACGUGAAAACGCCGAAGGGCGGACUUGGUGUUGUUCCCAUUCAAAUUGCGAACGAGGAUAUUGGCAUGUCGGCAAGUUUACGAUCACCACUGAUGUUCUCGAUGCCAAAACAAGCGGAGUGGGGACUUGUCGGGAACCAUGAUGUGCAAACAUCCGAAGAGGUAGAGUUGUAUUGCUCAGCGCAGAUGGCGAAGGAGAAGAUGGUGAAGGCGUGCAACGAGCUUGGGAUAGUUAAGAAAGAGAAUGAGAAGGGAGACUUUGAGUGUGAGUACAAAUACAUGGACGUGUCGGAUACUAAUGUCCUCUUCGAGGUCACAGUCAAGGAGAAAGAUAUCGACGACACAUCAUUUGGGUUUGGAGAGAUGACUACUGUUGUUUUCAAAUUUGAAAAGGGCGAUAUCAUGUCGUUCUCUGAUGUGUACAAUCUUAUUACUAAACUCAUAACCGACCCUGAUUAUUAA